This is a messenger RNA of Calidris pugnax (ruff), 3517 nucleotides long. RefSeq names its product gap junction beta-2 protein-like. Gene Ontology annotation, cellular component: connexin complex. Lineage: Eukaryota; Metazoa; Chordata; Aves; Charadriiformes; Scolopacidae. Gene Ontology annotation, biological process: cell communication. The record is from RefSeq and is a predicted model, not a curated record. Bases 157 to 834 code for a protein of 225 amino acids. The transcript is spliced from 2 exons.
GAACGGGGAGGGACCUUAAAGCUGCGGGGCGGCGAGGCUGGGACCGGCCGCUCCGCGGGCACCCUCGGAGCCGGGAGCGGAGAGUGGAGCGGCGCGUCCCGUCCCAUCCCGAGUGCUCUGCCGAGCCGUGCCAGGUAAAAGGACACAGAAAAGAAGAUGGACUGGGGAAGUCUGCAGGCCGUUUUAGGAGGUGUAAAUAAACACUCCACCAGCAUCGGGAAGAUCUGGCUCACAGUCCUGUUCAUCUUCCGUAUCAUGAUCCUGGUCGUGGCUGCAGAGAGAGUCUGGGGAGAUGAACAAGAUGACUUUGUCUGCAACACACUUCAGCCUGGGUGCAGAAAUGUUUGCUAUGACCACUUUUUCCCCAUCUCUCACAUCAGACUCUGGGCCCUGCAGCUGAUCUUUGUUUCCACACCUGCUCUGCUGGUGGCCAUGCACGUAGCUUACACCAGGCACGAGAAGAAAAAGCGGUUCAGAAAUGGUGAGAAAAUUGAUAUCGAAGAGCUGAAAAAUGAAAAGAUUCACAUUCGAGGCCCCCUGUGGUGGACAUACACCAGCAGCAUCUUCUUCAGGAUCAUCUUUGAAGCAGUCUUCAUGUAUGUGUUCUAUUACAUGUAUGAUGGGUACCAGAUGCCUCGCCUGGUGAAGUGCAAUGCAUGGCCCUGCCCCAACACAGUGGAUUGUUUUGUGUCUCGGCCCACUGAGAAAACCACAUUUACUAUUUUCAUGCUUGCUGUGUCUGGGAUCUGCAUGAUGUUGAAUCUGGCUGAGUUUUGUUACCUAGUGAUAAAAAUUUGCAUGAAAGAACCCAGGAAAACAACGGUUUUAAAAUAGUUCCCCAGUUUCAGGAUUUUCUAGCUCCCCAUUUCCUUCAAACUUUCUUAGGUGUCAGAAGACAAUCAGCAAUAUUUUCACACUCGAGAAAAAAGAUACAAAUGAAAGUUCAUUCACACUUUAGAAAUGAUAGCCUCCCUGGGAAGCUGCCACCAAGGGCAGGUUUUAAAGAUCGUAAGCUAAUUCAGUAUUCCUGCAUCCACAAAUAGAGAGAGCAGCCUUCUGGCAGCAGCUUUUCCAAAUAUGCCUACUGCUGGGAUCCUGUUGUUGGGACAGAGGCACUUUUUGAAAAGUGGGAGUGGAAAGGAUCAGAGAAGGCUCUAGUGCCCAAAGGGGAGCCAGGAAUGACAAACACACUGUGUCAUCUUCAGAGGCCAGCCAAUAACAAAGGGUUUCAGUCACAGCGGGGUGAAGGUUUUUUUUGGGGAGGAACUUACAGUUUGUGAAAGGGAAGAAGACAGGGAGGUGAUUGUGUUUGUAGCAGGUGUCCUGUUCUCUCUCAAGUAUUCUGGUACUCUAUGGCAAUGCAUGCUAUCACCUCUGCUGGGCACCAGCAAUGGCUUUUAUCUUUUUAUCCCCUCACCUGCACCAAGGAGCAUCUCCUGCAGGGUUGGGGGUGGCCCAUCUCAACUGCUUGUGAAUGUCACUAGGUCAGUGCUGCCUCCUUCCACUCACAGGGGCUGCAGCAGUGGGAGGAAUGAAAUUUGGUUUUUCAUUCUCUUAGUCAGGUGAGGAAAAAAAAGGAUUGUCCCCUUUGAGAAGGUGGGGUCCAUGCAACUGUCUUCCUUCUUCUCUUGUUGUCCCCCAACACUUUGUGAAGAAUCUCAGUAUAGUAAGUUUUACUCAAUGAAGAGACUUACUACCACCUGACUGUGCCUCCUUCAGCUGUGUACCUUCAAAAGUUGGUGGGUUUUUUUUUUAGUAAAAGCCAAAAAAAUUUGCCUUGUUUCAUUCUGUAUGUUAUCCAAAAGAAAUGCUUCAACAUCUACAUCAUGAUAUGCAGUACAUAGCACCUACCAGUGCUCCUUCCAUCAGGUACUGCAUUUCUUCAUAAAACCUUCUCCCUAUCUGAGGUACCUUUCAAGUGAGUUCAUCAAACCACUCCCAAUUUCUCUGUCAUUCCACACUGAGAGACUGAAUCACCCUUCGUUUUCUUACAGUAGGUCUAGCAAGAGUUACAGGCAGCCUGCAGAGCUAAAAUAGCAAAGGUACCCAAUCAGAAAUGAGGAGGAACUCGAUAUUUUUCUUAAAGUUUGCAUUGCUGGGCUGUGAAUUGUGUAUUACGAAUUUGAAGAACUAUGUGAGUCAGUCCGGUCUUGUCUCUCCAGAGCAGUCUCAAAACAUGUUUUAUGCCUGUCAAAGGCAGCUACACCAGCAGUUUAUGCCCUAAGUGCCUGCCCAUUAAACCCGUUUCUAGAAAACUGGCUUUUCCUCCUCCUUAGCUUUAAUAUCUGGCUUUCCCCCAAAAGGAAUGAGUGCUAUCUCAGCUUCUCUAUUUGCAUCCAUCUCUUAUUGUACAUUUAAGUUUAUCGCUGUUGGAGUUAAACAAAGCUGUAUUAACUAAGACCCGUGACCCCGCACUGUGCACUGGAAGCGGAGCACGAGCAGGCUCCCAUUGCUUGUGAACUGCAUCCAGUGUUAUAACUUGACUGCAGAUGGAAAUCUGUCAUCCAAGAGCGGAGCAAGAAAAACAUAAAAACACCUUCCUCAGAAGCAUGAACAAAAAGAUGGAAAGUCAUUAAUAAUGAGCUGAACUGGAAACUUGGACCGUGAAAACAUCCUUAAUCCAACUCUAAAGACAAAGCUUGGCACAUAUCAGAUUUGUGCUUGGUAAAGUUCCUACAUUGUUCCGUGUACAAGUACAAAGAGAACAAACUAUCUACACUCCCAAGUGCUCUAGGAUUACAUGUCUUUUGUAACAACAGGAAUUUUAUUUUUUUCUGAAGUUGUAAUUAAAGCAUUCUUGUGGUGUCUGUUUUCUGUAUUACUUGUACAUCCCGUUUAUUACUUAAUGUGUGUAAUGAAAAUCUGUUUACCAUAAUGGAUAAUGUAUGCACCAAUACUACAUUUAAUAGCAAAGGGCUACUGUAAGGAUUUUAGUCUUCUGCUGCAGGUUGUUUUUUCAAUUGGUUACAUUGCCUGUUGUUCUUCAUGAGCUGGGAGUAGAAGAUCACGUAUAUGACCUACUAGAAAUCAAAUGUGCUGCCUUGUGUCAGCCUUGUAGUAGCAGAAUUGCAGCUGGAAAAGGCUGGUGAUAAGUAACUUAACCAGCUCUAUAGGGGAGAGAGUUUAUUUUCCCAGACUGCCUUUGAGUGUUACUGGAACUUGGAACAAGACGCACCAAAUCUGUAACACUAACACAAUGACGUUCUCUUCAACUAGCAAUUUGGCAAACAGAUUGUCACACAGGGAAAAAAGAUAGAAAUAAGUGUUUAAAGUGGCAGAGAGAGGACUUUGAUUCAGAACUGCAGCAUCAAGUCACAAUAGCUCUAACCAGAACAUAUUUACUGUCUGAGAUUUCUGUAUAUAUUAAAUUGGACUAAAUAGCUACUUUGUAAACAAAAAUAGUUCGGGUACUUCAUAGGAAUACAGGAAUUGCACCUAUUUCUACAUGUGCUACAUUGCAUGGUUGACCCCCUACAAAUGGAUUUCAUACAGAUUAAAAUACCACACUGUGUUGGAA